Molecule: messenger RNA, 1450 nt
Organism: Triticum aestivum (bread wheat)
Lineage: Eukaryota; Viridiplantae; Streptophyta; Magnoliopsida; Poales; Poaceae
Exons: 2
Coding region: 199-654 (151 amino acids)
Source: RefSeq, a predicted model, not a curated record
UAAAAAACUUCCCGCGGCGCUCACUCUCCCCACGACCUCGAUCAGCUCCCUGCCAGCCACCUCCCCGCGCCCCACUUCCCUUCCCGCACUGCCCCACCUUCUCCGGCGGCGACGCCCACCAGCACCUCUAACUGCGGCGUCCCACAAGCACCACCUUCUACGCCGCCCUCCUGUUUCUCCCGCGCCAUCCAGCGGGUCAUGGAGGAAUCCGGCCGCCCAUGGCUGCCAGCGCGGCCUCAGCCACCAGAUCCGGCCGCCGCCAAGCCUCAGAGUGGAAGCCCCCCACUCCAUCAGCCCGGUGCUGGAUCCGGCGAGAUCCGCACGGGGGUGCUGGGAGGUGGGUCUCUACGGGGCGGCGACCUUCUUCUCCACAAACGGCCACCACCAGCGCCAUGCUCCACCCUCUCCCUCAUCUCUCCUGACGACGGCGCCCCUCGCCCACAACCGGUGCGUCAAGCGGCGGUGCCAACUCUGCCAGGCCACGCGAGGAUUCAGCCCGGCCUGACCACAUCUCGUCAUCCUUGUCUCUGGCCAUCACCGCCCGGAUCCGCCCAACCACCGGUUCCCGUCGCGCACCUGUCCGCCGCCAGGGGCCGAGGAGGAGACCAGGCGUCCUCCAUCUCACCUCUCCGUCCGACGGCCAUCGCCAUGUAGUUCGGCGUCAUGCGUGAUGCGGUUCGGUGCUGGUGCACGCCGGCGCGACCACACCAUCCCCAGCACGGACGGCUCCCUUCAGGCGUGCGGUCGUUUGCGAGGUCCCUUACCGUGCCAUUGCAGUGCAUCUGGAUACCUCGAGCAGUGCACCACGCGCCAUCAUGCAGUUCCUCCAUAGGCACCGGCAAAUUUUUUCAGAUUUUGCAGGGAUAUAGUGAAGUACAUUUACUAAUGCAGUACACUAAACUCUUUGUGUAGUUCGCUGGGCAUGAGGUUCACUAGCUCCUGCUUGCAGUUUUUUGAUAGGAAAAGGUGGUAGCUCCUGCUUGCAAUUCGCCAUGGUAGAUGGGUUGAUGCAGCCCACUUGAAGGAGUCUUGUGGUUCACUGCAUGCACACAAGGAAAAACGCAAAAGAGUGUUGUCUUGUGAUGCAGCCCACUUGUUCCAUUUUUGUUUGUUUUUUGAAGAUGGGGUGCAGGAAGACGGUGGUUUUGUGUGUAUUUUGCUCACGGUUGACAUUUUUCCGCUUUUCAGAUUUUGGCUGGAACCCAUGGGCGCACAGAUACAGUGCUGUGGGGGCUGGACAUGCAGUGCGCCGGCGCUGGAUUGCAUAUCACGGACAAAAAUGCGCAUUUAUUUUUUUAAGUCCCUCGUCAUUGUGAUUUGUGUGUGUUUCUACUGUGGAUUAAAAAGAGGAUCAUUGCAGUUCGUUCGCCCCAUCUCAUGUUCCAGACAUGUACAAAUUGCAGCUCUCUCGAAAACGUGCAUUGAAGAAAAAAAACUUUUUUAAGUGGAA